Messenger RNA from Pelodiscus sinensis (Chinese soft-shelled turtle), 4345 nucleotides. RefSeq names its product Rho guanine nucleotide exchange factor 3 (gene ARHGEF3). Gene Ontology annotation, biological process: intracellular signal transduction; positive regulation of Rho protein signal transduction. NCBI's taxonomy places the organism in Eukaryota, Metazoa, Chordata, Testudines, Trionychidae. The record is from RefSeq and is a predicted model, not a curated record. Gene Ontology annotation, molecular function: guanyl-nucleotide exchange factor activity.
UCUCCUUGAACCGAGGGCAGAGCUGCACCGGGAACGCCCGCCUGCCGUGUGAAGUUCUCGGACUUGCCUGGCGUGGGGGAUUUCGGUGCCCGGUCUCGCCUGUCAGCCCCUUUUUGCUGCCGCUGGAAGUGCUGGGAGCCUAGCACCACCGGGCGACGCCUCCUUCCCUUCCCAACGGCCUGCCCGGGGAAAGUGCCCCUGCUCUCUCCCGGAGCGCCCAGCAGCUCUCCGCCCCCCGCCGUAGGCCGCCGCCUGAGAACCCCAGCCCUGGCCGCAGCUCCGAGCCGGCGCCGCCGAGGCAGGGAGCCCCGGAGGAGCGGGAAGGUACGAGAAAAAAGAUGAGUGCUACUAGACCAGCAUGCAUAAGGAGCAACCCUCCAAUAAUAAACCAAUGUCCCCGAGGAGGAAUGGAGGAAAAAAAAGUUUGGCCUAAACGGCAACAACCAAACAACUUUUCCCUGUUUCCAUCCACAAAAGGCUGGAAUUUCAGAGGGAAGAAACGGAAACAGAGUACUCAAGAUGAAGAUGCAAUCAGUAUCUGUAGCCUUGAUGCAGCAGAGCCUAGCAACAAACGGGUCAAGCCUCUAUCUAGGGUUACAUCACUAGCAAGCCUCAUUCCUCCUGUGCGGGCAACCCCAUUAAAGCGGUUUAGUCAAACACUUCAGCGUUCUAUCAGUUUCCGUAGUGACAGUCGCCCUGAUCUGUUCACUCCACGACAGUGGUCUCGAAAUGUGCCCCCGGCUAGCACAAAACGAAGGGACAGUAAGCUGUGGAGUGAGACCUUUGAUGUUUGUGUCAAUCAGAUGCUUACAUCCAAAGAAAUCAAGCGUCAAGAGGCUAUCUUUGAACUUUCCCAGGGAGAAGAAGACUUGAUAGAAGACUUGAAGUUAGCGAAAAAGGCUUAUCAUGAUCCUAUGCUUAAACUCUCCAUAAUGACAGAGCAAGAAUUAAACCAAAUAUUUGGAACACUGGACUCUCUUAUCCCUCUACAUGAAGAUCUUCUUAGGCGGCUUCAAGAGGUCAGAAAACCUGAUGGAUCUACUGAGCAUGUUGGUCAUAUACUUGUGGCCUGGUUGCCUUGCCUAAACUCAUAUGAUAGCUACUGCAGUAAUCAAGUAGCAGCUAAAGCCUUAUUGGACCACAAGAAACAGGAUCACAGGGUCCAAGACUUUCUACAGCGCUGCUUAGAGUCUCCUUUCAGCCGCAAAUUGGACCUUUGGAAUUUUCUUGACACCCCAAGAAGUCGUCUAGUGAAAUACCCACUGCUUCUCAGAGAAAUUUUGAGGCAUACUCCAAAUGAUCAUCCAGAUCAACAGCACCUUGAAGAAGCGAUAAAUAUCAUUCAGGGUAUAGUUGCCGAAAUCAAUAUAAAGACGGGUGAAUCUGAGUGCCAGUAUUACAAAGAGCGGCUCAUUUAUCUUGAAGAAGGCCAAAAGGAUUCACUGAUUGAUAAUUCACGUGUAGUGUGUUGUCAUGGUGAACUAAAGAACAACAGAGGAGCGAAACUGCAUGUCUUCCUAUUCCAAGAAGUGCUGGUGAUUACUCGAACUAUUACUCAUAAUGAACAACUUUGCUACCAACUAUACCGGCAGCCCAUCCCUGUAAAGGAUCUUGUUCUGGAAGAUUUGCAAGAUGGAGAGGUGCGACUAGGUGGAUCUAUCCGUGGUGCAUUUAGCAACAAUGAGAGAAUUAAAAACUUCUUUAGAAUCAGCUUCAAAAGUGGAUCGCAAAGCCAGUCCCACUCGCUACAAGCCAAUGACUCCUUCAACAAACAACAGUGGCUUAACUGUAUCCGACAGGCCAAAGAAACAGUUCUGUGUGAAGGAGAGACUGGAACACUGAAUUCAGAAGAACAUUGCCUAAUAUCCCCAAAGGGGAAUAGGGUACAACAGAGAGAAAACAGGCUUGAGCAAAUGGACCAAUCAGACAAUGAGUCAGACUGUAGUAUGGACACUAGUGAAGUCAACAUUGAUUGUGAACGCAUGGAACAGAUAAACUCAUGUGAAAAUGACAAACAGAUAGAAACCAACAUUUGACAGAAAAUUAUACUUCAUGGAAAUAAACUUGUCUUACCUGUACAGUAUUUGCAUUCCAUAAAUGGAGCAGUUUGGAAAAGCACUUUUAACACUUUUUUGUGACAUAUCAACACAAUCUUUCUUGUAUUUGUACCUUUGUGUGCAGUACUGUAACUGCCAAUUGUGUAAGCUGGAAUCUGUUACAUUUCCUAUCCUGUGAUAUUUCCAUAAAGAUCUGGGUGGAUGAAAGAGGUACUUUACCAGUUACUUUCAUUGUCCUGCUGGUAGAAAGAAUCUCUAAACUACUGUUUAUACGUAUAUUACAUAAGGAGUCUCUCUUCAUGUUUAGUGUUCUAUUUGACCUCUAAUGUGGCACCUAAAGACAGGGAUUUUGUAGUGGGUCUUAAAAGCAGUAUUGAAGGCCACAUUUAAUUAGGAAAGGCAUUCAAAUUUUUCAGAAGGGCAAAUGUAUACAAAAAUAACAUCCUGGAAUAAGGUAAGUUAACUAUUUGUGGUAGUAAUUCAACAGGAAAUGUAAAGAGUAGGUCAUGUCCACAGUGACUCUGCAGGGAUUAAUCAUAAUAAGUAUGAAGCGCUGUGUGAAGAUCCAGCAAAACAAUAUAGCAAUCUGGUCAGUUUGAAGGGACAAUGUAAGGUGUCCAUGGUUUAUGUAUCGGAGCCCAUAAUAAUAAAAUCAACUGAAGAGUCAAUGUUAACAGUUAAAUGCUGGGAAUGUUGGGUGUUUGUAAAUAAAAGGUGGAUAGUUUUCUUACAGUGUCCUGUAUAAUUCUGUGUAAUUCUGCCUUGGAUAGAAUGAAUCUAUAAAAACAUUAGAUCAUUGAAUAGGCAUUGGGUUCUCAAACUUGUUUAUUGAGGGCCUUCCCGUUCCCCCAGCAUGCUAUAAAAACUCCAUGGCCCACUUUUGCCACAAGAAACGUUUUCAGCAUAUAAAAGUCAGGGCCAAUGUUAGGGGGUAGCAAGCAGGGAAACUUCAUGGAGUUCCAUGCUACCCUGUGAAGGUAAAAUGCUGAAGCUUUUGAUUCAGUUCUGGGUGGGGCUCCACUCCUGAUUUCUGCCAUGGGCCCCACAAAUCUAACACUGGUGCAGAUUGGUAGACCACCUAAAGCCUGCUUGUAACCCCCUAGGGAAACCAAACCCUAACCUAUGGUCACAAGCAGGGUUCAGGGGGUCUGCCAAUCAGGGGGCUCCAAUUCCCUGGUUGAGAACCACUGGAAUAGGCCAGGCAGCAUUUUGCACUCUGUUGACUUACUGUUACUUUUAGCACCACUCAAGUUAAAACUUCCCAAGAAUUUGUGUAAAUAACUGUUUACAAUUAUAGUUGCUUUUUAAGACGGAGACAUAAUCUCGUAUAAAUGGUGCUGUACAAACACCCCUUCGGAGACAAAGUUUAAAUAAAAAGGAAAUUGAUUUUCCUUUAGGAAAUAUCACAUCCUUUAUAUUUUUGUCAAAUUUACGUUUUGGUUUUUUGUUUUUUUUAAUUUUGCUGCAUGUAAUCUCAUGCUGUAAUUGGAACCCACUGUGUUUUCUGGUGGCUGUUUUAAUUAAAUUUAUAUGUGACCUGACUCAUUAUGAUGAGGCAGAUCAGCCAAUUUAAAAUGCAAUCUAAAAUACUCAGCAGCAGCCUAUUUUAGAAAUUCUUGGUUCAUCUUUAUUUCUGAAUGCAGAAAAUAAUGCCAAUCUACUGAAUGGUAAUAUAAAGUGAAAAAUGUCUAUCCUUAUUAAUUGACAUGAUCCUAAAAAUUCAGGAUAACCUGUGCAAAUUAGAUACACACUGGCACAAGUAAUAAAAUUACUAAAUUAUUGCCAAAAAUGUUUUUCAUGUGUCUUACAAGUUUACAGGAAGAGCAGUAAAUAAUUGUCAUUUACCUUGUACAUAUAUCAUGAAGUUCAUUAAAUGAAUCAGUGUGGCAAGAUAAUCAAUAUAAAAACAAGGUAUGUUACUUUUAAAAAAAAAAAUACUGUGGUCAGUUUUACCCUGUAGAACAUAUUUCUGUAUUUAUAGUUUUUAAAACAAUGAUUUUUUUCUAUUGCAGGAAUGUAAUUUAUUUAAACUGCUUCAUUUUUAGAGUUGAAUGUUUGAGCAUGCCAGUGAAGAACAGCAGGACAAAGGAACAGUUUAUAGGUGGAGAAAAUAUAAAAUAUAUUAGGCUAUGAACUUUUGGUAUGACAACUGUUGGCCCAAGCGUUAGCAAAAAGUAUGUAAAAUACUGACUUAUGGAAGAAAGGAUGGAAUGUAUGUGUUUAGUGAAAUAUUUGUGUAUAAUGGCCUUAAACUUUUGGAAGCAUUUCAAAUAAAUUACAUGAGACUG